GGCGUGUCUUCACCAGGUUACGGCAUGGACCAGUGUUGCUGCCGCCGCGUUUAGUCGCAGCAUCUCUUGCUUCUAGUUUUUUCUUUCUACCGCUGGACUGCCCUCGGAAAUCGCAGGUUAUGCCACCGCAAGGGCUUCCUGGAUCCCCAGCCGUGAAAGAGAAGGGCUGAUCCCUGUCCUCCCCCAGGACCAUUCGUCCAGUCACAUCCCUCCCCACAGCAGCUCCAUACCCAGCCUCUCUGCUUAGUUUCACUCCAGCCACACCAGCCGUCUUCUCUGCAGGCGCCUGCCCUUGUCAUUGAACUACUCUUCACCCACUGGCUGUACGCCAGGCCCCAUGGCUACAGGAGGUCAUGCCCCAGAGAUAGAUGUGUUGAUCAACCUACAACAGGUGAAGGUGGAUGAGGAAGAUGAGGAAGGAUCGGUGGAGGAACUGGAGGAAGAAGAGGAGGAGGAGAACUGGGAGAAAGCACUGUCUGUGGAGCGCUUCGCAGACAUCAUCAGUGACUCUGCUUCCACCAGCGGAGACAGGAUGGGCCGACACUACACUGAGAAAGAUUUUGAAUAUCACAGACACACAUUUCACCAUACGCACCACCCCUUAUCCACCCACCUGCCCCUGCCCCAGCGAUUACGCAAGAGGGUGCACAGCACGGACAGAAGGCGCAAAAAGAAACGGAAGAAAAAAAAGACCUCUCUCCCCCCCUCCGAUGUAACACCGACCAUCCAAGAGGUAGACGAGGAAGAGGCCGAGUCUGAGACAGAUGGACAGGGAGUGGCUGUCACGCCCACAGAGCUACCUGAUAUCCCACCACAGUUUAGUUUGGGGAGCAAAGAGGACUUGGAGGAACCCCUUCCACCUGCUACCUUCCACGCGGAAAACGAAGAACUCCCACUGUCGAGGAAAGUCGCAUCUACUCUGAUAAAGGGGGAGGCUCCUAAUGGGGGAAUUGCCAUUCUUGGACAGAAUGAGGAGGUGCAUGGAGAGGAAGCAGCUUGCAACAGCGUUCCCCGAGGAUCAGACCCCUCGAGUUCAACCACGACCCGCGGCUGGUUCCGUAGGAAGCCCGUCCACCAUCGUCUGGCGGGUGCCCAGCGGAGCAACUAUGACUUGCGGGAGCGGAUCUGCAUCGGCAGCAUGACUGCUCUGGAGACAGCCGUCUACCAGCAGGUGCCCACUGAUGAGGCUGAGGCUCAGAUGUUGGCAAGCGCCGACCUGGAUGACAUGAAAAGUCACAGAUUUGAGGACAACCCUGGGGUGAGACGCCACCUGGUGAAGAAGUCGUCACGAUGUCAGGUGACCCGAGCCAGCAACAGUUCCACACCACUAAGCAGCCUGAAGAAGAAGAAGAGAGCAGCAGAUAAGAAAACCCAUGAGUUGUUUGUGGAGCUGAACGAGCUGAUUGUGGAGAAGGACCAUGAAAUGCGUUGGAAGGAGCGGGCCCGCUGGAUCAAGUUUGAGGAGGAUGUGGAGGAGGAGACAGACCGCUGGGGCAAACCUCAUGUGGCUUCACUCUCAUUCCGCAGCUUGCUGGAGCUUCGCCGCACCAUCACACAGGGUGCCAUCCUUCUGGACCUCGAGCAGAACUCUCUGCCUGGAAUCGCCCAUCUGGUGGUGGAGACGAUGAUCAUCUCUGAUCAGAUCAGGGCUGAGGACAGACCCAGUGUGCUACGGGCUCUGCUUCUCAAACACAGCCAUCCAAGUGAUCUGAAACAUCGUUUUCACCGCCACCACUCAUCCAGCAGUCUUCAUGGUAGCUUCAAUCACAACAAUGUCCAGGACACCAGUCUACCACUGGUGGCUGAAGAGCAGGAGGAGCACCAUGAUAAUAAAGGGCCGGUAUACGACCCAAAACAAGACGUGUUUGUCAGCCUGUUUAAAUCUCUCCACCCUCUGCCUCCUGAGAGCCAUCCAGCUGCAGCCAGAUCGAUGAAACUUCUCGCCAAGAUUCCCAAAGAUGCUGAAGCUGUCAUUGUUUUAGUUGGCUGUGUUGAGUUUCUGGAGCAGCCAGCCAUGGCCUUUGUCAGGUUGAACGAGGCAGUCCUUCUGGAGUCCGUACUGGAGGUCCCUGUCCCUGUUCGCUUUCUUUUCGUCCUGCUUGGUCCCAGUCAGUCCAACGUUGACUAUCAUGAGAUUGGACGCUCCUUUUCCACUCUCAUGUCUGACAAGAACUUCCACGAGGUGGCCUAUUUUGCUGACGACAGACAGGACCUCCUGAAUGGUAUCAAUGAAUUCUUGGACUGCAGCAUUGUCAUUCCACCCUCAGAUGUGGAGGGCAAAGACCUCCUGAAGACAGUGGCCGACUUCCAGAAGCAGAUGCUGCGCAAGAGGAAGGAGAGAGAACUCAAGAGGCACCACUCCUCAUCUGGAAUGGAGCUGAACAACAAAGAGGUGAGUCCAGAAGAGGAGGAGGAGGAAGACCAGGAGGUGGACCCAUUAAAGCGCUCAGGGAUCCCUUUCGGAGGCCUGAUCCACGACAUACGCCGCCGCUACCCACAAUAUGUCAGCGACUUAAAAGAUGCUGUGGACAUGCAGUGCAUUGCCGCCGUCAUCUUCAUCUACUUUGCUGCACUGUCGCCCACUAUUACCUUUGGAGGCCUGCUGGGAGAAAAAACAGAGGGCAUGAUGGGAGUGACUGAGCUUAUUGUGUCAACUGCAACUCUUGGAGUUAUAUUCUCACUGCUUGCUGGUCAGCCCCUCCUCAUCAUCGGCUUCUCAGGACCGUUACUGGUGUUUGAAGAAGCCUACUACAAGUUCUGUCAGGCCCACAACUUUGAGUACCUGACUGGUCGUGUUUGGAUUGGCUUCUGGCUCAUCUUCAUUGUCCUGGUGAUUGUGGCAGCAGAGGGCAGCUUCCUCGUUCGCUACAUCUCACCCUUUACCCAGGAGAUUUUUGCUUUCCUCAUCUCCCUCAUCUUCAUCUACGAGACUUUCUCUAAGCUCUUCAAGGUGUUUAGGGAACAUCCGCUGAUGGCAAUGUACCCAAGUGACACCCCUCCAGCUACUGGGCUUCACGAAGUUGAUAUUCCCGUCUUCAACCAGCCCAACACUGCUCUCCUGUCUCUGGUCCUCAUGAUGGGCACUUUCUUUGUUGCUUUCUUCCUCAGGAAAUUCCGAAACAGUCGAUUUUUAGGUGGCAAGGCCAGAAGAAUCAUUGGUGACUUUGGCAUCCCCAUCUCAAUUUUAGUUUCAGUGUUGGUGGAUUACUCCAUUACUGACACUUACACGCAGAAACUCAAUGUACCAUCUGGAUUCUCAGUCACCUCCCCCGACAAGAGAGGGUGGUUCAUCAGCCCCUUUGGUGACAAGCAUCCCUUUCCCACCUGGAUGAUGGGAGCGUCUAUUGUACCUGCCAUUCUUGUCUUCAUCCUCAUCUUCAUGGAAACUCAGAUCACUUCAUUGAUAGUCAGUAAGAAGGAGCGUCGCCUGGUUAAAGGCUCUGGCUUCCACCUGGAUCUUCUGCUCAUCGUCAUUCUGGGUGCCAUCUGUCCUCUUUUCGGCCUGCCGUGGCUCACCGCUGCCACUGUGCGCUCCGUCACUCAUGUCAACGCCCUCACCGUCAUGAGCAAAGCCACUGCGCCCGGCGAAAAGCCCAUGAUCCAGGAGGUGAAGGAACAGAGGCUGACUGGGCUUCUUGUAGCUAUUCUUGUAGGUAUGUCCAUAGUGAUGACGGACGUGCUCCGCCUCAUCCCCCUGGCUGUGCUCUUCGGCAUCUUCCUGUACAUGGGGGUCACCUCUCUGACGGGCAUCCAACUGUAUGAACGCAUCACACUUAUGGUCACGCCCGCUAAGCAUCACCCUGACCACAUCUACGUCACCAAGGUGAAGACAUGGCGUAUGAACAUGUUCACCAUCAUCCAACUGUUGUGCAUCGUGGCUCUGUGGGUAGUGAAGUCUACCGUGGCCUCCCUGGCGUUCCCCUUCGUCCUCAUCAUGACGGUGCCGCUGCGCCGUCUCAUCCUCUCCAGGAUUUUCGAGGAACGUGAGCUCCAGGCGCUGGAUUGCGAUGAGGAUUCCCCCAACUUUGAUGAAGAUGGACGAGAUGAGUACAACGAGAUCCACAUGCUUGUAUAGAUUGAAAUUGGACCCAGCCAGUAGAAUUCCUCCGCCCUCCAGCUCCGACCAAUCAGAGCAAGCCUCUUUGGAAACCUCAGUGUCUCUGGGUAGCGUUGACAAAGUGAGAGGAGCUACCGUAAUGGUGUAUGUAAAAAUAUCUAAAGGCUAGAACUGGAUGAUCUCUUCUUACCUUUGUUUAUUCCAGUUUUAUAAAAGAGCACACCUGAUGUUAGAUCUCUGUGGUGGUGGUGGUGGUGGUGGUGUUGUGUUAAACUCCCUGAGUCCAGAAAAGAGCUCUGAGCACCCUACCUGAAGUGGACGAUGCAAAUCUAGCAAAAAACAUGAACACUUUAUCCAACUUUUUUUCCUAUCAAUCCCUUUAAUUACUCUGCAGGUUCUGGGCAUAAGUGCAAUGAUGAUGGUGACCUCUGGGACUACAGUGGGUGGGAUUAUUUAGAUUUAUUUUUGUCCCGAAAGUGGGAAAAAGGGUCAAUUUGCUUUCAUUUCAUUUCAUUCAGGAAGUGGAUUUUCAUCAAAAUUCAUUAUUGUUCUUGUGAAUUGACCCUAAAUCUCAAAGCCCUGAAUUCCACUGCCUGUGAAGUUUAGCUGCCUUUUUUCCUUUAUACUACUGCCAUUGCCUAUAGGUUGCAAUGAUGUGCAAACAAGGAGUUAAGUAGUCCCUUUCCUUUCUGUACAGUCUUUUAGUAAUGAGCACUUUGACUGGGCAAAAGUUCACUUUUGUCGCUGCCAACCGAGCUCCCUGGCACAAAGCCUCCUCUCUAAAUGUAGUCUCCCCUUGAAGCCAAAAUUUCUGCAGAGACUGUGCGAGCCUCUUCAAGGGGUGUUACUGUACUUUGUUAGGUGUUUAAUGCCCAACAUACCAGUUCACUGACCCUGUUAUUGUGACCUUGGAUGUAUAAGUAAAUAGCUAACAUGGUCUCAACCUUAUUUUUCUACUGUGUUGUAUCUGUUUAUUUUGUGACCUUUGGACUUAAUGCCAUGCCAGAUUCUCAGUGAUGUUGAAAUAGCUCAAACUGUUAAAAGAGUUAAUAUAUAAUAAAAAGAAACAUUGUGUAGGUUGACACAUUCAGCCAUCAUUCACCCGUUCUUUCAUCUUCUCUGCAAUAUUUCCACGGCGUGGUGCAUUUUUCAGAGAUGUCAUGAAUAAUAUAAUAACACACUCGACUGGAAAAGCAUAGAAACUAAGCAAACACACAGGGACUGAAAAUGCUGGGGAACACUUGAGUGUUGGCAGGGUGUAUGAAUGAUGCAUUGUACAGUUAGACUGUGAGCUUGGAAUUAUAAUAUACCAUCUGUGCUCAGAGUUGUUUUGCAGAGAUUUAGUUUUACGUCCUAUAUUGCGAGCCCACUAUAGAAUUGUAAUCAUUAGGUCAUGACACCUGUAAUCAGAAUCCUUAUGUCUGCCACACAGAAACACCAGUUGUUAAAGCUACUGUACAUAGAAAUGGCACAAAGAGAUUUAAUUAUCCUGUAACAAGUUGUGCACAGAUUUCUGAUUUAGGAAGAAGAGGAAGAAAUUGAUGUGAUUUUAAGAAAAGGUCAAUGAGUUAGACUCUACUCUGACAAACCCUCCACUCAUACUUCAUUUUGGAAUAUUCUGUCAAUGUUGUUGUAGAAAUGACAUUGUCUUGACAGUUUCUCGGAAAUGUGCUAGAAGGAUUAGCCCAUUUAACAUAGAGGAAGGUUUCUGCACAUGGUCACUAUUCCUAAAAUUCAAUACUUAGUCUAUAAACUUUUGGAGUGAAUAGAAUGCAGACUCCUUCCUCCUUCUGUCCUUACACCUUUGGUUUCUACCCCAGUGUUCACCUCUGCACUGUAUCUGCUGCAAAGGAUAAAGAAAGUCAAAGUGGAAUCAGUAAAGAGACUUUGUGUGGCAGCUUAGGAGGUUUCUGUAAAUAACUAUUAAAUAUGAUAAAAUAGAAAAAAAGUCAUUAUGUUUUCAUGUAUUUACCUGACAAUAAUGAUUACUGCUGCAGGCAUACAAUCAAUUAAAAAAAUCCCAAAGUGCUGAAAAGUGACACACAGAUUAUGACUUUUUAAAAGUACAUUAAAAGACAUUUAAAGGUCAGCAGUGUAGAGUAGUUUUUGUAUGCUAACCACAAGAAUUAGUAUAUCUCAUUUCACGUAACCGUGUCCUACAUUACGAGCCAUGCAAGAAUUCUGUCUCAGGGGAAACUGACCUUCGAUCUGUAAAUAUCACUUCCCAGCCUUUUAGUUUGCUGUCUCUUGUGUGUACAUAAAGCGGUCAAGGCAAUCCAACACUUGUGAUGUAAGCGAAGGGCAAGCAAAGAGAAUAAUGUGUUUACUCCAGUGACGUGACAAGGAGUUAUAACUGAAUUAAUCCUCCAUUGUUCUCUUUAGGCCUACACGUGAAGCUUCACUUUGAUGUGAAGCGUUUACCUGGUGUAGUACGUGUUUAAUUCUGCAGCUCCCCAAGUUAAUGAGUUACUGAGUGUGCUUUACAUUAAGACUCUAUAGCAGUUUAAUUUAACGUAGGCUUAAUGGACCUUUUCAACCACAUGUUUAUGUUUUAGGGUUUACAAAGACUGGACAGGCAAACUGAGAGCUAAGACACUGAUAAGUUAUCUCCGUUAUACUCUAUUAUACGUGGCCCCACUGUGUUUGUGACAUUAUUGAAUGUAAAUGUUUGGCUGCCUAUAUUUUCAGGCACAUGAUUUCGCUUGUCAGAUUAAGCAAAACUGAUUCCACUUUAUGGAGGCUCAUUGACGACAAAGCUAUUGAGCGACCAUGAAGAAAUUUUAGUUGAGCACACAAGAAGCAUUAUAUGUUAGAUGUAAGCAAGCAGGGCUCUCGUCAUAAUUGUAAGAAUUUUUAGGUUUAGCCAACCUCCCACUUCCAUAAGCAAAUUUAUAAACUGGAAAAAAAAAAACUUAAAUUGUAUUAAUAUUAAAAUGUUUUCCAUGUUUAAUUCAAUAACAGUUUUAUUGUUGCACAGAGUAUCCCUACAUGCUUGUCCAAGAACUCUCUCCCCUCUGUCAGGAAUUAAUGUCUAGUUGGGAAAAUUAUUUUUUCCGUUUUAUAUUGAGUCAUUUUUCUUGGUCUGGAUAUAAUCAGAUUUAAAUUUGAACCAUGCUUUAAAUGUUACUACAGUUCAGAUCCCAAAAUACAGAAGACAUGACCUCUGUACUUAGCUACAGCCCUAAAAGCUAGCAGUAAGGCUUCCUUUGCGUUCUGUCUUCAAAGUCACUUGCUAUGUGUUUUGGCACUAUAUAUUUGUUUCAUGUGAACUCCAACUGAAAACAGAACAGUCUGUUAGAGUUGACCUGGAGUAUCAUCUGGUCAGAAGAUUUUAAUUGUGACCUUAAUAACUGGACAUACUCAUGUCUUGUCAAAGCCUGUUAGCCAAAAAUUGUUGGCAAGCAGUUUGAUAUUGUAAAGACCUCAGAGACUCAGCUGAAAUAGCUUGAGAAAAUUGAGAACAGAUUUUACAACAUGUUUUACACAAAACUUGCAUUGAGAUGAUAAAUAUGUUGAGCUCGUUGUCAUUCCCAGGUUGUCAAAUACCCAACGCUUUGUCACGCCAAAGGCACAUUUUGGCAUCUUUAUGAGACGCGAUGGGCUUUCA
This is a messenger RNA of Epinephelus moara (kelp grouper), 7664 nucleotides long. It is a transcript of the gene slc4a3, whose product is annotated as solute carrier family 4 member 3. Bases 338 to 4075 code for a protein of 1245 amino acids. The record is from RefSeq and is a predicted model, not a curated record. Gene Ontology annotation, biological process: monoatomic anion transport; transmembrane transport; regulation of intracellular pH. Gene Ontology annotation, molecular function: monoatomic anion transmembrane transporter activity; solute:inorganic anion antiporter activity. The transcript has 24 exons. Gene Ontology annotation, cellular component: plasma membrane. Lineage: Eukaryota; Metazoa; Chordata; Actinopteri; Perciformes; Serranidae.